GCGCGCGCAGCCGACCAUGGCGGCGACCGCGGCGGGAAGGGCGGCCGUCGCGGGGGCGUCGUCCAUCGUGCGCUCCGCGGCGGCGUCGUCGUCCGCGGCGUCGUCGUCGUCGUCGUCCAAGGGGUGGCUGGUCUACAUGGUGGAGACGAGGGGGGGCAAGCUGUACACGGGCAUCACGGUCUCGCUGAGUCGGAGGAUGGAGCAGCACGCGGGUCUGAGGACGGGCGGCGCGAAGGCGUUUCGCGCGGACCCUCCCGCGCGCUUGCGCUACGCGGAGACGGCGGCGAACCGCGCGGACGCGACGCGGCGGGAGAUGGCGCUCAAGAGACUCGCGAGGGCCGACAAGCUCGCGCUCAUUCAGUCCGCCAUGCUCCACGACCGAGACGAAGAAUCGGGCGGCGCGUGGGGACGGCCGCUGUCGCCGGAGGAACUCGCCGCGAGCGACCCGUUCGCACGCGACCGUUCCUCGCACGACAAGAAGACCGCGAAGCCGGACCAGUAGCAAGGGCGCGUCGUAUUAUUAACACGUAAUAAGGGUCACGCGUACACGGGUGAUUAGCGCGGCGUGAUUGGCCGUAAACG
Molecule: messenger RNA, 582 nt
Organism: Micromonas commoda
Lineage: Eukaryota; Viridiplantae; Chlorophyta; Mamiellophyceae; Mamiellales; Mamiellaceae
Exons: 1
Coding region: 17-502 (161 amino acids)
Source: RefSeq, a predicted model, not a curated record